Cladophialophora yegresii CBS 114405 is the source of this 282-nucleotide messenger RNA. RefSeq lists its product as uncharacterized. The transcript is spliced from 2 exons. The record is from RefSeq and is a predicted model, not a curated record. NCBI's taxonomy places the organism in Eukaryota, Fungi, Ascomycota, Eurotiomycetes, Chaetothyriales, Herpotrichiellaceae. Bases 1 to 282 code for a protein of 93 amino acids.
AUGGCUGCUGCCCUCGAAAGUCGCCGGCCCGUCGUACCCAUGCCGCAGUGGUCAAACAUAAUCGGUUGCGCAAGGGCUAUUGUUGCCAUCCUGGUCCUCGCAUUUACCGCCGCCGCCACGGGUAUUUGGGGCGGCGCGCCAGGAUUUGGUAUCGCUCUGUUCACGGCUGGUCUGCCCAUCACCGUGGAGGGCCGCCGAGUGGCUACGGCUUUUGGCAUGCUCCAUUUGGACCUUCGGAUGUCGGGCUACAAAGUCAUCCGCGACACAGCAACAGAAGAGUAG